ACUAGUAGCCAUACCGAUGAUGUAUUUAUGCUUGUCAGUCGGCUGUUGUCUGUAGAACCCUUCGAUAAAAACCCCGUUGCUCGCCUCUACUCAUGUCGACUACGUUCAUUAAAACUACUUUGCUCUCACACACCUCUUUAACUAUUUACCGAACCUUACAAAUACCUCUUUAUUAACUUUAACAUGGCUGCUACUCAGACCAAAGGCACUAUUCUCAUCACCGGCGCUGGUGGCUACGUCGGUGGUCAGAUCGUCAGGGAGGCCUUAGAGUCCGGGUAUAACGUACGUAUUACGGCACGCACAGAAUCUUCCGCAGCCCGUACUAUCUCGCACUACCCCUCCUAUGCCUCCUCUCUUUCUUCUACCAUCGUCCCAGACAUGACGGUCCUUGAGUCCUACGCCGCGGCUUUCGCAGACGGGUCUAUUGAGGGCAUCGUCCACUCGGCGUCGCCCCUGAACUUUAAUCCCCAGGACAAUGUUCGCGACCUUCUCGACCCGGCGACCAAGGGCGCGACGACAAUCCUCGAGGCCGCGCUGAAGUACGGCGGCAGUAAAGUCCGGCGCGUAGUGGCGACCAGCUCGCUCGCCGCCGUCGUAGACCCGGAGAAAGGCACGCGUCCGGGCCACUCUUACGACGAGAAGGACUGGAACCCCGUGACGUGGGACUCGGCGGUCAAGGCCCAGGCGGUCAUCGCGUACGUGUCCAGCAAGGCGCUCGCGGAGCGCGCCAUGUGGGCGUGGAUGGACGGCCACCCGGACGCCGGGUUCGCGCUGGCGACGAUCUGCCCGCCGUGGGUAUUCGGGCCAUACGCGCACGAGCUGUCGAGCACGGCGGCGAUAAGCGAGUCGGUAGCGCUGCUCAACAACAUCAUCGACAGCCCGUCCGUCCCGCCGUUCGACUUCGGCGGCUACGCCGACUCCCGCGAGGUGGCGGCCGCGCACAUCCGGGCCCUGGAGGUCCCCGAGGCGGCGGUCGACGCGGCGCGGGAGGCGCUGCCGGAGGCGCGGGAACGCCUGCCUGUGGGCAAGGUGGGGGAUUGGUCGCCGGUGGACGCGUACCGUAUCGAUGGGUCUAAGGCGACUAGGGUGUUGGGGCUGAAGUAUGGGACUUUGAAGGAUACGGCUGUUGAGACUUAUAAGGAGUUGUUUAGGGCCAGGGCGUUGGAGGCUAAGGCGUAGUGGAUUGGGGGGUGGUUGGUAGAUAGGGCAGGAGAGGGGUUGUAUGUUGAAAUCUACAUAGUAGGGUGAAGCGAGUACAUAUAUAUACGGCGGUCGUGUUGGAGGGUAAGGCCGUCGAUUAUCCUGAUGUGAAGUAUGGA
Molecule: messenger RNA, 1319 nt
Organism: Daldinia decipiens
Lineage: Eukaryota; Fungi; Ascomycota; Sordariomycetes; Xylariales; Hypoxylaceae
Product: NAD(P)-binding protein
Exons: 1
Coding region: 184-1179 (331 amino acids)
Molecular function (GO): oxidoreductase activity, acting on the CH-OH group of donors, NAD or NADP as acceptor
Source: RefSeq, a predicted model, not a curated record